Molecule: messenger RNA, 671 nt
Organism: Bursaphelenchus xylophilus (pine wood nematode)
Lineage: Eukaryota; Metazoa; Nematoda; Chromadorea; Rhabditida; Aphelenchoididae
Source: the annotation of a GenBank genome assembly
AUGUUGUCUUCCAUCACUUUGAUCGCCUUGAUUGGCUUGGGCUGUUCCGUUCCAGUAAUCCAGGUAAGGAUUGUAGGUAGAAGACGUGCAUGGACUUUGGAAAAUGAGCUUAUAUUGUCUUAAUGAAUGCUUGUUUGGGGAUUUGACUAGGUCAAGUUGAAGACUUUAAUUAUGAAAUAACAACAUUUUGCUAUUUUUAGGAUGACAGUUACACCGCCAUUCCAACCGGAGCUUCCCGUGCUGUCCGCCAAGUGGCUUACACCUCAGCCCAACCCCCAGUAGCGUCUUCCGAUCCCAUUCCAACAGGCGGACCUAAGCGUGCCGUUAGACAGGCGGAACAGGAAGAAUACUCCCCGUCCAAGCCUCCAGCCGUCCUAGUUGAUCCAAUCGCAUCUACUGUUUCUACUGUUUACCGCGCUGUCCGACAAGCCGCCUACACAACCGUAGCGCCUUAUGAUCCUUCUGUUGCAACCAGCGGACCUUACGGACCUUACCGCGCCGUCAGACAAGUUGUGGGCGGUGAACCACAAACAACGGCAAAUCCAGCGGUUCAAGAGGCCGGUACUGGCGCUACCAAUUACCAGCCCGUUCAGGGAAAUGUCUACAAUUACCCGGCCAAGCAACCUCAAAAUCCCGAAUACCAGCCUUCUCUCAAGGUCCCUGUCGCCUAA